Messenger RNA from Setaria italica (foxtail millet), 1940 nucleotides. Its product is annotated as heat shock protein 81-3. The record is from RefSeq and is a predicted model, not a curated record. Gene Ontology annotation, cellular component: cytosol; plasma membrane; perinuclear region of cytoplasm. NCBI's taxonomy places the organism in Eukaryota, Viridiplantae, Streptophyta, Magnoliopsida, Poales, Poaceae. Gene Ontology annotation, molecular function: ATP binding; ATP-dependent protein folding chaperone; ATP hydrolysis activity. Gene Ontology annotation, biological process: cellular response to heat; protein folding; protein stabilization.
AUGGCCUCCGAGACGGAGACGUUCGCCUUCCAGGCGGAGAUCAACCAGCUCCUAUCCCUCAUCAUCAACACCUUCUACUCCAACAAGGAGAUCUUCCUCCGGGAGCUCAUCUCCAACUCCUCCGAUAGAGUUGUUGUGACCACCAAGCACAACGAUGAUGAGCAGUACGUGUGGGAGUCUCAGGCUGGUGGCUCCUUCACCGUCACACGUGAUACCUCUGGGGAGACCCUUGGCAGGGGUACCAAGAUGACCCUCUACCUCAAGGAUGAUCAGUUGGAGUACCUUGAGGAGCGACGCCUCAAGGAUCUGAUCAAGAAGCACUCUGAGUUCAUCAGCUACCCCAUCUCUCUCUGGACUGAGAAGACCACUGAGAAGGAGAUUUCUGAUGAUGAGGAUGAGGAAGAUAAGAAGGAUGAGGAGGUGGCAAUUGGUCAACAAGCAGAAGCCUAUCUGGAUGAGGAAGCCUGAGGAGAUCACCAAGGAAGAGUGCUGCUUUCUACAAGAGCUUGACCAACGACUGGGAGGAGCAUCUUGCCGUGAAGCACUUCUCUGUUGAGGGUCAGCUUGAGUUCAAGGCUGUCCUCUUUGUACCGAAGAGGGCCCCGUUCGACCUCUUCGACACCAGGAAGAAGCAGAACAACAUCAAGCUAUGUGCGGCGUGUCUUCAUCAUGGACAACUGUGAGGAGCUGAUCCAGAGUGGCUGAGCUUUGUCAAGGGCAUCGUUGACUCUGAGGACCUUCCCCUCAACAUCUCCCGUGAGACCCUCCAGCAGAACAAGAUCCCAAGGUCAUCCGCAAGAACCUGGUGAAGAAGUGCAUUGAGCUCUUCUUCGAGAUUGCGAGAACAAGGAGGACUACAACAAGUUCUACGAGGCCUUCUGCAAGAACCUCAAGCUUGGCAUCCACGAGGACUCCCAGAACAGGACCAAGAUUGCUGAGCUCCUGAGGUACCACUCCACCAAGAGCGGUGAUGAGCUGACUAGCCUCAAGGACUAUGUGACGAGGAUGAAGGAGGGCCAGAGCGACAUCUACUACAUCACUGGUGAGAGCAAGAAGGCUGUGGAGAACUCCCCCUUCCUUGAGAAGCUGAAGAAGAAGGGCUAUGAAGUCCUGUACAUGGUGGAUGCAAUUGAUGAGUAUGCCAUUGGCCAGCUGAAGGAAUUUGAGGGCAAGAAACUUGUCUCUGCCACUAAGGAGGGCCUGAAGCUGGAUGAGACCGAGGACGAGAAGAAGAGACAGGAGGAGCUCAAGGAGAAGUUUGAGGGCCUCUGCAAGGUGAUUAAGGAGGUUCUGGGUGACAAGGUUGAGAAGGUGGUGGUCUCUGACCGUGUGGUGGACUCCCCCUGCUGCCUUGUCACCGGCGAGUAUGGCUGGACUGCCAACAUGGAGAGGAUCAUGAAGGCCCAGGCGCUGAGGGACUCCAGCAUGUCCGGAUACAUGUCCUCCAAGAAGACCAUGGAGAUCAACCCUGAGAAUGCCAUCAUGGAGGAGCUCCGCAAGCGUGCUGAGGCUGACAAGAAUGACAAGUCUGUGAAGGACCUUGUCAUGCUGCUGUUCGAGACUGCGCUCCUCACCUCCGGCUUCAGCCUUGACGAGCCCAACACCUUUGGCAGCCGCAUCCACCGCAUGCUCAAGCUUGGCCUGAGCAUUGACGAGGAUGAGACCACUGAGGCUGAGACCGACAUGCCCCCUCUGGAGGAUGAUGCCGGCGAGAGCAAGAUGGAGGAGGUCGACUAAGCGGCGCGGUUGUUUACUUUUGAAUCGAGUUAGCUUAGCUUUUGGUGUUAUUCCUGAACCUCGUUGUCAGUUUAUUUUGUGUGGCAUUACUUUUCCUAGCCUGCAAUACGUGGGGCUAGAUGCUAUGGUGGAUUAUCGAACUGCGUACUUGUCGGUGGUAUAGUAGUAUUAUUAUUAUUGUUAUCCUGCUGUCUUCUAAUUUC